Messenger RNA from Poecile atricapillus (Black-capped chickadee), 8267 nucleotides. Its product is annotated as echinoderm microtubule-associated protein-like 6. The record is from RefSeq and is a predicted model, not a curated record. NCBI's taxonomy places the organism in Eukaryota, Metazoa, Chordata, Aves, Passeriformes, Paridae. Gene Ontology annotation, molecular function: microtubule binding. The annotation marks the transcript as partial. The transcript is spliced from 33 exons.
GGACAUGACCGAGGUGGUUCACAUCAAGGACCGCAAGGAGGUGAUCCAUGAGAUGAAGUUUUCCCCGGACGGCUCCUACCUGGCCGUGGGCUCCAACGAUGGCCCCGUGGACAUCUACGCCGUAGCCCAGAGAUAUAAAAAAAUCGGGGAAUGCAACAAAUCCUCCAGUUUCAUCACUCACAUCGACUGGUCUGUGGACAGCAAGUUCCUGCAGACCAAUGAUGGUGCUGGAGAGAGGCUCUUCUACAAGAUGCCCUCUGGGAAGCAUCUAACGAGCAAAGAUGAGAUCAAAGGAAUUCACUGGGCCUCAUGGACCUGUGUGAUAGGAUCUGAAGUGAGUGGAAUUUGGCCAAAAUACACAAACAUCACAAAUGUCAACUCUGUGGAUGGGAAUUACAACAGCUCCGUGCUGGUGACUGGUGAUGACUUUGGGCUGGUGAAAUUAUUCAGAUUUCCGUGCCUAAAGAAAGGAGCUAAAUUCAGGAAAUAUGUUGGCCACUCAGCCCACGUCACCAAUGUGCGCUGGUCCCACGAUUUCCAGUGGGUUUUGAGCACAGGAGGUGCUGAUCACUCUGUUUUUCAGUGGAGAUUUGUUCCAGAAGGGAUAACCAAUGGCAUCCUGGAAGCCUCUCCACAAGAGGGCGGUGUUGAUUCCUACAGUGAGGAAUCGGAUUCAGAUUUAUCCGACGUGCCAGAGCUGGAUUCUGACAUUGAGCAGGAAGCCCAAAUCAACUAUGAUCGCCAGGUUUACAAAGAAGACCUACCUCAGCUGAAACAGCAAAGUAAAGAGAAAAACCAUUCUGUGCCCUUCCUUAAGAGAGAGCGAGCGCCCGAGGACAGCUUGAAGCUGCAGUUUAUACAUGGGUACAGGGGCUAUGACUGCAGGAACAACCUGUUCUACACUCAGGCAGGAGAGGUGGUUUAUCACAUCGCCGCCGUGGCCGUCGUCUACAACCGGCAGCAGCACUCGCAGCGCCUCUACCUCGGCCACGACGACGACAUCCUCAGCCUCAGCAUCCACCCCAUCAAGGACUAUGUGGCUACUGGGCAGGUUGGAAGAGAUGCUGCCAUCCAUGUUUGGGACACCCAGACCCUGAAGUGUUUGUCAUUGCUCAAAGGCCAGCACCAGAGAGGAGUGUGUGCACUGGAUUUUUCAGCUGAUGGGAAAUGUUUGGCAUCUGUUGGGCUGGAUGAUAACCAUGCCAUUGUGUUCUGGGACUGGAAAAAGGGAGAAAAGCUGGCAACAACCAGGGGCCAUAAAGAUAAAAUAUUUGUAGUGAAGUGUAAUCCACAUCAUGUGGACAGACUGGUCACGGUUGGGAUGAAGCACAUCAAAUUUUGGCAGCAAACAGGGGGAGGCUUCACCUCCAAACGGGGCACGUUUGGGAGCGUGGGGAAGCUGGAGACCAUGAUGAGCGUCUCGUACGGGCGCGUGGAGGAGCUGGUGUUCUCUGGGGCUGCCACUGGUGACAUCUACAUCUGGAAGGAGACCCUGCUGCUGAGGACAGUGAAGGCCCAUGAUGGACCUGUGUUUGCCAUGCAUGCACUGGACAAGGGCUUUGUGACGGGUGGAAAAGAUGGAAUUGUGGCCCUCUGGGAUGAUAUGUUUGAGAGAUGUCUGAAGACAUAUGCUAUUAAAAGAGCAGCACUCUCUGCUAGUUCUAAAGGUUUACUUUUAGAAGACAACCCUUCCAUCCGAGCCAUCAGCCUGGGACAUGGGCACAUCCUGGUAGGAACUAAAAAUGGAGAAAUACUUGAAAUUGAUAAAAGUGGGCCUAUGACUCUGCUUGUUCAGGGCCAUAUGGAAGGAGAAGUGUGGGGCUUGGCUGCUCAUCCUCUCCUGCCCGUCUGCGCCACCGUGAGCGAUGACAAAACCCUGCGCAUCUGGGAGCUCUCGUCACAGCACCGCAUGCUGGCAGUGAGGAAGCUCAAAAAAGGCGGGCGCUGCUGUGCCUUUUCUCCGGACGGGAAGGCGCUGGCGGUGGGGCUGAACGACGGCAGCUUUCUGGUGGUCAACGCCGACACCGUGGAGGACAUGGUCUCCUUCCACCACAGGAAGGAGAUGAUCUCGGAUAUAAAGUUUUCACGAGAAUCAGGAAAGUACCUGGCUGUGGCUUCCCACGAUAACUUUGUAGAUAUUUACAAUGUCCUUACCAGCAAAAGAGUUGGCAUUUGCAAAGGUGCCUCGAGCUACAUCACCCACAUCGACUGGGACUCCAGAGGAAAGUUAUUGCAAGUCAAUUCUGGUGCCAAAGAGCAACUGUUUUUUGAAGCACCGAGGGGGAAAAGACAUAUCAUAAGAAUUGCUGAGAUAGAGAAGAUUGAAUGGGACACCUGGACAUGUGUGCUUGGUCCCACCUGUGAGGGAAUCUGGCCCAUGCACAGCGAUGUCACCGUUGUCAACGCGGCCAGUCUCACAAAGGACAGAAGCCUCUUGGCCACGGGAGAUGAUUUUGGCUUUGUGAAGCUCUUUUCCUACCCAGUGAAGGGCCAGCAUGCCAAGUUCAAGAAGUACGUGGGGCACAGUGCCCAGGUGACCAACGUGCAGUGGCUGCACAACGACUCCGUGCUCCUCACCGUCGGCGGCGCCGACACCGCACUCAUGAUCUGGACCAGGGAGUUCCUGGGCAUCCAGGAGAGCAAGCUGGUGGACAGUGAAGAGUCAGACACAGAUGCAGAAGAAGAUGGAGGUUAUGAUAGUGAUGUUGCAAGAGAAAAAGCAAUUGACUACACCACUAAGAUCUAUGCAGUGAGCAUCCGAGAAAUGGAGGGCACAAAACCCCAUCAGCAGCUGAAGGAAGUUUCAGUGGAAGAGAGGCCACCCGUGAGCAGAGCUGCUCCUCAGCCUGAGAAACUGCAGAAGAACAAUGUCAACAAAAAAAAGAAACUGGUUGAGGAGCUGGCUUUAGACCAUGUGUUUGGGUACAGAGGAUUUGACUGUCGCAACAACCUCCAUUACCUGAACGAUGGUGCUGAUAUUAUUUUCCACACAGCUGCAGCAGGCAUUGUCCAAAACCUCUCCACUGGCAGCCAGAGCUUCUACCUGGAGCACACUGAUGACAUCCUGUGCCUGACGGUGAACCAGCACCCCAAGUACAAGAACGUGGUGGCCACCAGCCAGAUCGGUACAACCCCCACAAUUCAUAUAUGGGAUGCCAUGAGCAAGCAAACCCUUUCCAUGCUGCGCUGCUUCCACACCAAAGGGGUCAAUUACGUCAACUUUAGUGCCACUGGCAAACUUCUGGUGUCGGUGGGAGUCGACCCAGAACACACCAUCACCGUCUGGAGGUGGCAAGAAGGGGCUAAAGUUGCCAGCAGGGGAGGACAUCUGGAGAGGAUCUUUGUUGUGGAGUUCCGCCCGGAUUCUGACACUCAGUUCGUGUCCGUGGGGGUCAAACACAUGAAGUUCUGGACCUUGGCUGGCAGCGCUCUGCUCUACAAGAAAGGAGUCAUUGGUUCCAUGGAAGAUGCCAAAAUGCAAACCAUGCUCUCUGUUGCCUUUGGAGCAAAUAACCUCACGUUCACUGGUGCCAUCAAUGGAGAUGUGUACGUGUGGAAGGAUCAUUUCCUGGUCAGGCUGGUGGCCAAGGCUCACACGGGACCGGUGUUCACCAUGUACACGACUCUGCGGGACGGGCUCAUUGUCACUGGAGGGAAGGAGAGGCCCACGAAGGAGGGAGGAGCAGUGAAGCUGUGGGACCAGGAGAUGAAGCGGUGCCGAGCCUUCCAGCUGGAGACCGGGCAGCUCAUCGAGUGCGUGCGCUCCGUGUGCCGGGGCAAGGGGAAAAUCUUAGUGGGAACAAAAGAUGGAGAAAUCCUUGAAGUAGGAGAAAAAAAUGCUGCUUCAAACUUGUUAAUUGACUGUCAUAUGGAAGGGGAAAUCUGGGGCUUGGCAACUCACCCCUCCAAAGACAUAUUUAUCUCUGCAAGCAAUGAUGGAACAGCCAGGAUCUGGGACCUGUCGGACAAAAAGCUGGUGAACAAGGUGAGCCUGGGGCACCCCGCGCGCUGCGCCGCCUACAGCCCCGACGGAGAGAUGGUGGCCAUCGGCAUGAGGAACGGAGAGUUCGUCGUCCUGCUGGUCAACAGCCUCAAGGUCUGGGGCAAGAAGAGGGACAGGAAAUCUGCAAUUCAGGACAUCAGGAUCAGUCCAGAUAACAGGUUUCUGGCAGUGGGCUCACAGGAACAUACUGUGGAUUUUUAUGAUCUCACUCAAGGCACAACCCUAAACCGAAUUGGCUACUGCAAGGACAUUGCCAGUUUUGUCAUACAGAUGGACUUCUCUGCAGACAGCAGGUACAUCCAGGUAUCCACAGGUGCCUACAAGCGUCAAGUUCACGAGGUGCCACUGGGAAAGCAAAUCACAGACCCUGCAGUAAUAGAGAAAAUCACCUGGGCCACGUGGACCAGCAUUCUUGGAGAUGAAGUCAUUGGGAUCUGGCCACGAAAUGCAGAUAAAGCAGAUGUCAACUGUGCCUGUGUGACCCACGCUGGCCUGAACAUAGUCACAGGAGAUGACUUCGGCCUGGUCAAGCUGUUUGACUUCCCAUGCACGGAGAAAUUUGCCAAACACAAGAGGUACUUUGGGCACUCGGCGCACGUCACCAACAUCCGCUUCUCGCACGAUGACAAGUUCGUGGUGAGCACCGGAGGGGACGACUGCAGUGUGUUUGUGUGGCGCUGUCUCUGAGGAGCCCCUGGCUGCUGCUGUCCUGCCCCAGCGAGGGAAUGAAUGUCCCUGGGGCUGCAGGAAUCCCAGCCCUGUUGCAGGCUGACAUUUCCAGAUCACUCAUCCCAACUUAGCGAGAGGGAAUGGGAGCUGGCGUUGGAGAGCCCGACGCCCUUGCGAAGGAAGCUGAGGUCUGAAGGGUAACCUGGGGAUCCCAAAGGGGUGAACGGUUCACUCACAAAGCUGCUUUUGCCUAAUACUGUGUUGUUCAAACAGUGUCUGAAAAGGGAGAAAACGCUGACAAAAUGCUGGGCCCUUUAAUAUCCAAAUUUGUGGCUUGAACAAAGUUCAAAAAGUGGGUGGGUUUUAACCACACCUGCUUAAAACUCCAAUUUAGUGCACUCAGUAAAGCUGGGAGGAUUUAACAGCAGGCUGGGGAGGGGGGAGGUCAUCCUUCAGCUUUCAUUAAUUGAAGGAGCAAAGUAUCCUUUUUUUUUAAGUCCAUUUUAUUUUUAAAUAUAUAUAUUUGGCAAAAUUUUCUAUCCAUGAAGUGCCUUGGAAUAAUUUUCUAGUAGUUUGGGCUGCAGCCUUGCCUCCCCCCCCUGCUUUUCACACAUGGUGCUAUGACUCUCACCCAGAGGAGGGCUAAACCAUUCUCACCUUUUCCAGCUGGGUACUUACAUUAUCCCUGGUUUCUGCUUUGGGUUUUUAAUUCCUUCACAAGUGAACUGCCCGUGUUUCCAACAGCGAGCGGCUCUGUGCUGGCAGAAGGCCAAAAAGGGACGGCAGCUCCUGGGCAGCUGCUCUUGCAGCCGGCAGCGCAAGCUCAACUCCAGCAGUGAGUGAGAGGAGAGCCUUUGGACAGACUUGGUUCAAGAGAUUUUAACACCAAGAUUGAGGAGUCAUUCCCCAAGUGUUCUGCAUGCUCCCCAUUUCUGGGAAAAUGUGCUUUACACUCCUACAGGCAGUGGCCAGCCAGAAUCUCGGCCUGGUGGGAAAAACCUCCAUCAAUUCCUAUUUCCUGUUCUGGAGGGGCAUCCUAAGCCUCCAAAGGAAUCCCUGCAAUGUCCCUAGAGCAGGGCCACGUGUGCCCUCCAGCCAGUCCGUGCUGCUUGCAAGCACAACAUAAAUCCCCUGGAACCAGGAAAUGCAGCUUUGUUUUCUUUGGGAAAAGCUUUUCCUGGCUGACUCUGGGUUCCUCUCCCUGUCCCUGCUUCUCCCUCACUCCACAGAGCCCCUUGGCCUGGGGGACAGCAAAGGAGAGCUGCCUCCAUGAGGAACUGGAACCAUGGACAGAUAUUCCCAAAAGGCAACUCAAGCCCUUCACUAUUUGUUAGAAUAUCUUGUCAAAACUAAAAACUCAAAGGACUCAAAAAGUGGAAUUGGAGGAAGUUUAAAAAGGAAUAGUAAAUAUGGGCAAUGUCAAAAUAGGUAUUUAAGAUACUUAAGAUUCUGGGCAUGGAACAACAUCCAUAUUUUGAAAUAAUUUGAAUUUCUUAAUUGAAAGAAAUAAAGGCUAAAGUAAAACAUUUAGACUUACAUUUAGUCUCUGAAAAGCAAUAGUGCUUUAGUCCCAGUGCAGGACAAUAGGCUUUUGAACUCUGGAACCUUCCUGCCAGUCCGUUUCUGCUGCCCACUGCACAGAAAAGUAGCAAAAACAUCCCAUUAAAGGAGUGGAUUCCUGUCUGUUUAACACACAAAGUGCUUCAGCAACCUCAAAGAAUCACCUUUUUUUUACAAUUGAAUUUAUUAAUGCCUUAUAUGACUAUACAGCAGAGCAGUUUGUCAGAUACACAGUACGAGUCCCUAUGCAGUCUGUUUUUUAAAGCAACCUUCGGGAUCAAAUCCUGUUCUGUCAGGUGGUGCCAGCAGUGAGCACCUCUGCCUGUGUUGUAACCACUCAUGUUUGCCUUCCUUCCACGUUGAUUGUAUCCCAAAUAAAACCAGUUGCGUGGCAGAAUGAAUUAAUCAACAGUGAUGUGAGAAAUAUCUUCAAGCAAUAGUGUCUGUCAGGAAAACACUUACUUACGGUUUGUAUGUUUCUAUGGUCUGGCUUCCUGUAUAAAAUGCUCAGAAGUAACGCUGUAUUUUACUGUAAACUGAAAUAUUAAUGCAUGAAUUUCUAUUUUUCAAUGGUCAAGAUGCCAUUCAUUAAAAAUCUGCAUCUCAAAUAAAUUUGUACACAAGUUUUCAAUGUCCAGCUCUUCAAUCAGAAUCAACACGUUGACCUGGAAAGAUUAUUGGGACUUAUUUCCUUCAAACUUGAAAAUGGCAUCCACCAUUCCUGUCUCAAAAAUCCAAGAACCUGACACCCUCUGGAGCUCCCUGGGACUCUGGAGCUGGCCCUGAGCAACUCCUUCCCAGUGCAGAGAAAGAAAAGGGACCGUGACAAACCCACCCUGCACCGCGCUCUACUCGGACACUACUGCCACCACCAUGGACAAUGGAUAUUUAUCACAAUGAACUUCAAAUAAACACAAAUAGAUUAAACUUGCCUCAAGAAAGCCAAAUACCGGUAUUAUUUUAUGUCUAUAAGCUUUAUUGAUACUUGGGGUUUUGGGGUUGGUUGUUGGGUGGUUUUUUUUUGCUUUUUUGUUGGUUUUUUUUUUUACAUUUCACAAUGCAUUCCACAGACUUAGUUCAGUACAGCUCAAACUGCAAGUGUAUAAAUUUUCACUUAUCAUUUCUUGCAUAACAGGACAGGGCUUUAAGUUUCCAAACAACAUUUGCAGCAUUAGAUACUCGGUCCACAGAUUAUCAGAGUCUGAGAGCUGGAGAAGUAUUUGCUCAAGAUCAACUACUGUACGUUUGUGCAACAAAGUGUAUGCUGUAAUUUUCUUUUACUCUAUGUGGAGGUUCUUUGUUCUUUUCUCUUUUGUUGGUUCCAACAGAUGCCAGUGUUUACAGAGACUUUUUAGUUUCUCAAGCUUGUGUGCUCUGGAGCUCGUCCAGGCCUCAGUCAGUUCUCUGACAUACAAAGCACUGUGGAGCAGCUGAAAGAUCUAAGCUUUGUGAAACACAUAUAUAUAUAUAUUGGCAAUUGAUAAAACAAUAAAAUCACAAUACAGCUAUACUCAUACCAAAAAGGCAAGAUUUUUCAAAACUUGCUAAACUGGUAUAUUCUUCUAAAACAUCUCAUUUUAGAAAAUCUGCAUCAAUCUACACAGACCAUACACAGUGCACAAACUGGGAAGUGUUCUCCUCUGCCCCACCUGCUCUACACCUCCGGAACGCAGCAGGAACUACCUCUGAUGAAGCAAAUGUACAGCUGUCUCAGUCGUUUGUAUUAGCCAGUGCUGCACACAGGAUAAGGAAAGAUGAUUAGUUUUAGAUCCAUACAUAGCAGCUUACAAUACUUAAGAUGAUGAAACACAUGGCAGUCAAAACAGUUAUUUUUUCCUCAAACACUGCGUUGCUAAAAAAUAAAGAUCUGUGAAAUUGCACUGCAAUGUCAAGGGGUUUGCUAUUCCCUGACCCUCCCCGUGUAAAUCCAAUGAGUAUUUUUCCCCCUUAAAAGAUGAACUUCCUAUUGAUAAGUUGCUUCAGGCUUUUUUUUUUUUAUUCAGUUUUGCGCUUCAACCCGGGGAUCUUUGCUUGG